This is a messenger RNA of Trichobilharzia regenti, 1335 nucleotides long. Lineage: Eukaryota; Metazoa; Platyhelminthes; Trematoda; Strigeidida; Schistosomatidae. The record is from the annotation of a GenBank genome assembly.
AUGUCAGCAGGGCCAUUAAAAUCGCAACACUGGCUUCACCAUAAUUCCCAGCUAGCUCCUGAUGCUGGUGUCACAUACGAACUUCGUUAUGUUGGCUCGAUUCCAGUACUAACAUCAAUAAAAUCUGUUGAUCUAAAUACCAGAACCCGGAUUUGUCGAGCAUCAAUUCGUCGUGUAUGCGAAGAUGUGGGUUUAAAACUGCCAAAUAGUCGACUUGUCGAUAAGUCAAUACGACAUUUUAUUGGACCAUCUACUGAUAUGACAUGGGCCAUGGCAAAUGUGUACCUAACAAUCACAUCUCAAACUCUUACUGUUGAGACACUUGAAAACGGUGUGUUGUUGUUCCAGCACAAUCUUUUCCUGGUGUCUUUCGCUUCUGCUGGUGAUGCAGAUACUUUAGAUUUCGUUUGUUAUGUGGCUAAAACAGACCAAAAUACUCGUAUGUGCUACGUUUUUGAGUGUCCUGGUGGCCUUGCUCAAGACGUGAUAAUCACAAUUGGACAAGCAUUCCAGUUAGGAUAUCAGGAUUUCAAGAAUUCCAAACCACAGAAUACUAGAAAUGAGACAUUUUCAUCAACAAAAAUAACUUCUUCCGAAUCAUUAUUUCCUAAUCAUCCCCUCCUCAUCAUCAACAUCACCAACAUGUUCAGUCAAAAUCCGAAUAAAUCGAUUUUCUCCAAAACUACACAUCAAGGCAAUUCAAGUGCGUCGGCUACUACUUCGUUAACGAAAAAUACUGGAUCACCGACUCAAAACAACAAUAGCAAUAAUAAUGAUCUUACUCAAUCAGUUGCUUUUGACAACUUCAUGGAUUUUGAGGAUAAUGCAUGGUUGCUGGGAAAUGAAAUGUCAUGCAGUAAUCAAACAGAGAGUGGAGACUACAAUAAAUCGUCUUGUAGCACUUUUACCACCUCGGUUGAAUCAAAAACUAAUGAAGUAGUUGAUCAACAGCCAUCGAAACCUCUAUGUAAUAUAACCGAAAUAGACAAUAAAAUAUCUGAUACAACGAAAACAUCAGUUGGAUUGUCUAGUUUUGAACACUUAGAACCCAUUGGAGAACCAUGGUAUGUUGGUAAAAUGUCCAGAUCACAAGCAGAGAAUUUACUGCGGUAUGAUGGGGAUUUUCUUGUACGAGCUAGCAUUCAACAGCCUGGCCAGUUUGUUCUUAGUGGACUUCAAGAUGGCAAAUAUAGACAUUUAUUGCUAGCGGAUCCAAAUGGACAGGUACGUACAAAAGAACGUGUCUUCGACAGUAUACAACAUCUUAUUGACUAUCACGUACAAAAUGGUGCUCCAAUUCUUUUACAUGACUUUGCUUUUAAACAAUUCACAUGA